AUGUUGUUCAGUCUGUCCUUCAUUACGCUUGGGUUUUCAAUCAAUGCCUGCUUCUCCAAGUUGACCCCCCCACCCGCUCAUCCUGCCACCUCAAACAUUCGAUCGCUCUUUUCGGUGCCCUCAGGAACGCAACUGACCUACCCGCCAACUGACAAAGCUGGGCCAACACCUAGGAAAGAAUGGAUUGCAGCUUACCAAAGGGUAAAGAAAGCGGGCCUUAUUCCAUCUGUUCCGCAGACCACAGAGGUCGAUGGGGCUGCCGUUUAUCCCGCCUCCUACCACGGUACCAUCUGCAAUCCAGGAUACAACAUGUGUAACGCUUCGGUUGAUGUUAUUAGCGCCCCGCCUGGGGUUGCUGGAAUUAGCUUUGACGACGGCCCACAGCCUCCUUCUUUGCCCCUGCUCGAUUACCUCAAGUCGCAGUCGCAGAAGGCGACACACUUCCUGAUUGGGUCACGGAUUAUCAAUAACCGAGACACUUUCAACGCUCUUGACCAAGCUGACCAGCAUCUUGCUGUUCAUACCUACUCUCACGCUAUGAUGACUACACUCACCGACAUGCAAAUUCUUGGCGAGCUCGGAUGGACCAUGCAAUUGAUUCACGAUUACAGUCGCCACAAUGUGAUCUGCGCUCACUGGCGCCCUCCGUAUGGUGACACUGACCAGCGCGUCCAAGCGAUAGCCAAACACGUAUUUGGCUUGAAGACUAUUCUUUGGCUAUAUGACCCCAGAGAUUGGUGUUUGGCGGAGUCUACACCAAAUGCAUCUGCUUGCUCGCCUGGGAACGGCCCACAGACCUUUUCCGACCUCAAGAAUGCAUUGAAUGUGUUUGUAAAUUCGGCCAAGCAAAAGGGUCUCAUCAUAUUGCAGCACGAACAAUCCACGCGCGCGGUAGCGGGAUUCAAGUACAUUUUCCCCUUGAUGAAGAAGCUGAAAUGGUCCACACUAUCCAUCCCUGACGCACUGCGCCUCCCAUGGUACCAAUGA
Molecule: messenger RNA, 987 nt
Organism: Puccinia triticina
Lineage: Eukaryota; Fungi; Basidiomycota; Pucciniomycetes; Pucciniales; Pucciniaceae
Exons: 9
Coding region: 1-987 (328 amino acids)
Biological process (GO): carbohydrate metabolic process
Cellular component (GO): membrane
Molecular function (GO): chitin deacetylase activity
Source: RefSeq, a predicted model, not a curated record